AUGAAUCCUCAAGUAGAUUUUGGAAAAUCAGCUCUUAUGCUUUCAUUAUAGAUUGCAGCUCAAAGUGCUCUGUAUACUAAAUUGUAAAUUGAGAGAUAACAUCUUUUUACUACAACUGUUAUAGAUGCAACAAAUGAUUUUAAAAAAUUGUGUUUGAUUCAUUUAAACUUUCUUCAUAAUUAGUUCUAUAAUCCUGGAUUGUAGCCUGUAUUAGAAAGUCAGGAAGAAUAUAAUAAUAGAAAAUCCUCAAUAUAUUCACCAUUGCUUAAGAAUAGACAAUUUAAAAGUUUAGAAAAUUCUUUAGAUAUUUAUGUAUAACCAGUUACUGCUAUUUAAAAAUCUAAAUUUGAAUAACCUCAAUAUUUUAGUGUUCAUCAAAGCACUAAAAGUGUUGAAACCUUAUCUCAGCAAUUAUCUCAAAUUAAGAUUGAUAAAUAACUAGAUAUUUUGAUGAGUGAAAAGAUUGAUAGAGAACUUGAUAAGGUUGAUCCAUCUAUAGAAUUAUCAUAAAUGAAAGAUGAAAACUGUAUAAGAGAUUAUUCAGAUAUUGAAGAAGAUUUAAAAAAGAAACCAUUUAAUAAAAAAAGAAAUUAAGAUAAAAAUAAAUAGUUUUCUUAAACUAAAUCUAAUUGGUAUGAAGAUGCAGAUAUAUCUUAUUAAAUAACAUCUCAUAGUGAUGAUUUUUCAGUUGAAAAUUCUCAUAACUUUUAUUGGGAUGUUGAAUAAGAAGAUGAUGAUAUUAGUGAUGAUUAUUCUUUUAUGGAUUUUAAAAGUUAAAUGAUUGAAUUAUAACCUAGUAUUAUUGAAAAUUAAAAUGAAAAUAGUAUACCAUUUCUAGUAAAAACAUCAGAAAGUUAAAUUAAAAUUGAUCACAAUACUCCUAAAAAAAAAAGACUUUAUUGUAAUAAUAAAAAAAUACCACUUUGGGCUUAAGAUUUAUCGGUAGAUAAUUAUAUUUAUAAUUAAUAGGUAGUAAAAUAAAAAUGUGGAUAAUAAAAAUAAGAUCCAGCUCAUUUAUUUGGAGUAUUAAGUUAAAAAGCUGUAGAUUAAGCAUUUUUAUUAUCCAACAGUAAGUAAGCUGAAAAUUCAAUUAAAUGGAAGAAAUAAAAAGAAAUUCUAAAUAGUUAAAUUCAAAAUUUAAAUUCAAAAAGUAAAGAAAGUUAUAGAAAAUUAAAGAAAAAUCAAUAAAAUGUAAUAAUAUUAAUAAUAUAAUAAAAGUCAAGCUAAAAGUUUAAUGAUUAUAGAUAGAAUUUUCUAUUUGGAUAAUAAGUAAGAAAGAAUUUCUUAAAUUUAUUCCCCAAAGAUACUGGAUCUAUGGAUAAAUGA
Paramecium sonneborni is the source of this 1326-nucleotide messenger RNA. NCBI's taxonomy places the organism in Eukaryota, Ciliophora, Oligohymenophorea, Peniculida, Parameciidae. The record is from the annotation of a GenBank genome assembly.